Sciurus carolinensis (gray squirrel) is the source of this 2888-nucleotide messenger RNA. It is a transcript of the gene Hmgcr, whose product is annotated as 3-hydroxy-3-methylglutaryl-CoA reductase. Gene Ontology annotation, biological process: sterol biosynthetic process; isoprenoid biosynthetic process; coenzyme A metabolic process. Gene Ontology annotation, cellular component: endoplasmic reticulum membrane; peroxisomal membrane. Lineage: Eukaryota; Metazoa; Chordata; Mammalia; Rodentia; Sciuridae. Gene Ontology annotation, molecular function: hydroxymethylglutaryl-CoA reductase (NADPH) activity; NADP binding; protein binding. The transcript has 20 exons. The record is from RefSeq and is a predicted model, not a curated record. Bases 137 to 2803 code for a protein of 888 amino acids.
CGUCAUCCCCGAGCGUGCGUAAAUCCACAGUUCCUUCCGCUCGGUGUCUCCGUUGACUGGAGACAGGCUGAACACCGGCGUCCGGGUUCGGUGGCCUCUAGUGAGAUCCAGAGGAUCCAAGGAAUCUGUAGCUACAAUGUUGUCGAGACUUUUCCGAAUGCAUGGCCUCUUUGUGGCCUCACAUCCCUGGGAAGUCAUAGUGGGGACAGUAACACUGACCAUCUGUAUGAUGUCCAUGAACAUGUUUACUGGUAAUGACAAGAUCUGUGGCUGGAAUUAUGAGUGUCCAAAAUUUGAAGAGGAUGUUUUGAGCAGUGACAUAAUAAUUCUAACAAUAACACGAUGCAUAGCAAUUCUGUAUAUUUACUUCCAGUUCCAGAAUUUACGUCAACUUGGAUCAAAAUAUAUUUUGGGUAUUGCUGGCCUCUUCACAAUUUUCUCAAGUUUUGUGUUCAGUACAGUUGUCAUUCACUUCUUAGAUAAAGAAUUGACAGGCUUGAAUGAAGCUCUGCCCUUUUUCCUACUUUUGAUUGACCUUUCCAGAGCGAGUGCAUUAGCAAAGUUUGCCCUGAGUUCCAAUUCACAGGAUGAAGUAAGGGAAAAUAUUGCUCGUGGAAUGGCAAUUUUGGGUCCCACAUUCACCCUUGAUGCUCUUGUUGAAUGUCUUGUGAUUGGCGUUGGUACCAUGUCAGGGGUGCGUCAGCUUGAAAUCAUGUGCUGCUUUGGCUGCAUGUCAGUUCUUGCCAACUACUUUGUGUUCAUGACAUUUUUCCCAGCUUGUGUAUCCUUGGUGUUAGAGCUUUCUCGGGAAAGCCGAGAAGGUCGUCCAAUUUGGCAGCUCAGCCAUUUUGCCCGAGUUUUAGAAGAAGAAGAAAAUAAGCCAAAUCCUGUAACUCAGAGGGUCAAGAUGAUUAUGUCCUUAGGCUUGGUUCUCGUUCAUGCUCAUAGUCGCUGGAUAGCUGAUCCUUCUCCUCAAAACAGUACAGCAGAACAUUCUAAGGUUUCUUUAGGACUGGAUGAAAAUGUGUCCAAGAGAAUUGAACCAAGUGUUUCCCUCUGGCAAUUUUAUCUCUCCAAAAUGAUCAGCAUGGAUAUUGAACAAGUUAUUACCCUAAGUUUAGCUCUCCUUUUGGCUGUCAAGUACAUUUUCUUUGAACAAGCAGAGACAGAAUCUACACUCUCGCUAAAAAACCCCAUCACAUCUCCUGUAGUGGCCCAAAAGAAAGUACCAGAUAAUUGUUGUAGACGUGAACCUAUACUCGUCAGAAAUAACCAGAAAUUUCAGUCAAUGGAAGAAGAGACAGGGAUAAACGAAGAAAGAAAAGUUGAAGUUAUUAAACCCUUAGUGGCUGAAACUGACACCUCAAAUAGAGCUACAUUUGUGGUUGGUGGCCCUUCCUUACCUGAUACUUCAUCUGAACCAGCAACACAGGAGUCUGAAAUUGAACUUCCCAGAGAACCUCGGCCUAAUGAAGAGUGUCUGCAGAUACUUGGGAAUGCAGAGAAAGGAGCAAAAUUCCUCAGUGAUGCUGAGAUCAUCCAGUUGGUCAAUGCUAAGCAUAUCCCAGCUUAUAAAUUGGAAACUCUAAUGGAAACCCAUGAACGAGGUGUAUCUAUUCGUCGACAGUUACUUUCUGAAAAACUUUCGGAGCCUUCUUCACUCCAGUACCUGCCUUAUAGGGAUUAUAAUUAUUCCCUGGUGAUGGGAGCUUGUUGUGAGAAUGUUAUCGGAUAUAUGCCCAUUCCUGUCGGCGUGGCAGGACCUCUGUGCUUGGAUGGAAAAGAGUUUCAGGUUCCAAUGGCAACAACAGAAGGUUGUCUUGUGGCCAGCACUAAUAGAGGCUGUCGAGCAAUAGGUCUUGGUGGAGGUGCCAGCAGCCGAGUUCUUGCAGAUGGUAUGACUCGUGGCCCAGUGGUGCGUCUUCCUCGUGCUUGUGACUCUGCAGAAGUGAAGGCCUGGCUUGAAACACCUGAAGGGUUUGCAGUGAUAAAGGAGGCUUUUGAUAGCACCAGCAGAUUUGCACGUCUGCAGAAACUUCAUAUCAGUAUGGCUGGACGCAACCUUUAUAUCCGUUUCCAGGCCAGGACAGGGGAUGCCAUGGGAAUGAACAUGAUUUCAAAGGGUACAGAAAAAGCACUUUUGAAACUUCAUGAGUAUUUCCCUGAAAUGCAAAUUCUAGCAGUUAGUGGUAACUACUGUACUGACAAGAAACCUGCUGCCAUAAAUUGGAUUGAAGGAAGAGGAAAGACUGUUGUUUGUGAAGCUGUCAUUCCAGCCAAGGUCGUCAGAGAAGUACUAAAGACGACAACAGAAGCUAUGAUUGAUGUAAACAUUAACAAGAAUCUGGUGGGCUCUGCCAUGGCUGGGAGCAUAGGAGGCUACAACGCCCAUGCUGCAAACAUUGUCACUGCUAUCUACAUUGCCUGUGGACAGGAUGCAGCACAGAAUGUUGGUAGUUCAAACUGUAUUACUUUAAUGGAAGCAAGUGGUCCCACAAAUGAAGAUUUGUAUAUCAGUUGCACCAUGCCAUCUAUAGAAAUAGGGACCGUGGGUGGUGGGACUAACCUCCUACCUCAGCAGGCCUGUCUGCAGAUGCUAGGUGUUCAAGGAGCGUGCAAAGAUAAUCCUGGAGAGAAUGCCCGGCAGCUUGCCCGGAUUGUGUGUGGUACAGUAAUGGCUGGGGAAUUGUCAUUGAUGGCAGCACUGGCUGCAGGGCAUCUUGUUAGAAGUCACAUGAUUCACAACAGGUCAAAGAUAAAUUUACAAGACCUUCAAGGAACUUGCACCAAGAAGGCAGCUUGAAUAGGCUGACAGUUCUGAACUGAAACAUGGGCAUUGGGUUCUAAAGGACUAACAUAAAAUCUGUGAAUUAAAAAUCUCAAUGCAG